Prunus persica (peach) is the source of this 928-nucleotide messenger RNA. RefSeq names its product probable LRR receptor-like serine/threonine-protein kinase At3g47570. The coding region runs from base 8 to 928 and encodes 306 amino acids. The record is from RefSeq and is a predicted model, not a curated record. Lineage: Eukaryota; Viridiplantae; Streptophyta; Magnoliopsida; Rosales; Rosaceae. The transcript has 3 exons. Gene Ontology annotation, molecular function: protein binding.
UGUGCUCAUGGAGAGAAGUCGUUUCCUCUUGUCAAUAACGUUGUUGCUGGUACACCACAGUUCUAUAUGUACAGUAGGUGCAACACAAACCAACAUCACCACAGACCAGUCUGCUCUUCUUGCUCUGAAAUCUCAUAUCACUAGUGAUCCUCACAACAUCUUGGUCAACUGGUCAACCACCACCUCCGUCUGCAACUGGGUUGGCAUUACUUGUGGUGCUCGCCACCUCAGAGUAGCAUCAUUGAAUCUCUCGUAUAUGAGUUUCACAGGCACCAUUCCACCACACUUAGGCAACCUCUCAUUCCUUGUUGCACUAAGCUUCAAAAAUAACAGCUUCCAUGGUAGUUUGCCCCAUGAAUUGUCUUAUUUGCGUCGCCUGAAGUUGAUUAGCUUCAGAUUCAACAAUUUUAUGGGAUCCAUUCCAUCGUGGUUUGGGUCCUUCCCCAAACUUCAAAGCUUCGAUUUGUAUGGCAAUCAGUUUUCAGGUACCAUACCUUCGACUAUCUUCAACUUGUCUACAUUGCAAGACAUAAAUCUAAGCGCUAACAAACUAUCAGGUGUGAUACCCAGAGAAAUAGGGAACUUAACAAUGUUGAAGGAGAUAUACCUUGACUCCAACAAUUUCAAUGGCCCUGUUCCUGUGGUUGUUGUCAACAUGUCUUCUUUGACUGAGUUGACUCUAUAUGACAACAGCUUGAGUGGUGGUCUUCCAGAUAAUAUAUGCCAACAUCUUCCUAGUCUUCAAAUCUUGAAUUUGGGUCGCAACCAGUUUGAUGGUCUACUUCCAUCCAAAUUAUGCCAUUGCAGAGAGCUUCUUUUCCUUAAUUUGGAGGAAAACAAUUUCAGUGGAAGCAUACCAAAAAAUAUUGGGAACUUAACAAUGAUGAAGCUUUUAUCCCUUGGCUACAAUACUUUGACGGGUAAUUGA